AUGGAUUGGCAACCACAGGAUGAGCCAUUGAGGCAGCUAGCCUGCUGCCUCAGGGACUCGCUGAACAGCAUGGAUCCUCAGCUACGGAAGCAGGCUGAAAAUAUGCUCGCGCAAGCGACUUCCUCCCCCGACUAUGUCAAUUACAUCACCUACCUGUUUUCCACGCCCCAGGUUCCUUCAGCAGUGGCCGCCGCCGGCAUUGACCCUACCACUUAUGGCGUCGUCCGAUUCGCUGCGACGAUGAACAUGAAGACCAAGCUCGCUGUGGCUUACAAGACCAUUCCCCCUCAGAGUCUCACCUUCAUCCGAUCUGCCGCCCUGGUUGCCCUCCGCGACAGUGACCGUCAAGUCCAACGCGGCGUUGGUAGUGUCAUCACCGAGUUGGUGCAAAAGGGUGGUCUCCUUGCCUGGCCCGAGGUUCUGCAGGAGCUGCUGGCGCUCGUCGGUAAUGAUGCAGGUGAUGUGACCGUUGCUACUCAGGAGGCCGCGAUGGCGGCCCUGUUCAAGGUUUGCGAGGAUAACCGUAAGAUCCUCGACCGGGACUACUCUGGUCAACGCCCUCUCGAUGUCAUCAUCCCCAAGCUGCUCGAGUUCACUACGCGCGACAGUCCUCGUAUCCGCUCUCUCGCCUUGAACAGCAUUCACGUGUUCUUGCCGCAUCAACCGCACGCUUUGGUGGCUUCCUUGGACGUCUUCCUGUCGCAACUCUUCAAUCUUGCGGGAGACCAAGACACAGAAGUGCGCAAGAUGGUCUGCCAGUCCUUCUCGCAGCUGGUGGAAUUCGCGCCGGAGAAGCUCAUUCCGCAUAUGGAGGGCCUGGUGAGCUACAUUCUCAUGCAGCAACAGAACCAGGAGGAUCCAGAGCUUGCGCUUGAUGCGGCCGAAUUCUGGAUCGUUGCCGGUGAGCAACAGAGUCUCCGGCAACCUCUGGCCCCUUUCAUGCACAAGGUCAUUCCGGUACUCCUGCAGAACAUGGUCUAUGAGGAGGACGACGUCAUCCGCCUCAUGGGCGAUGAGGAUGACGCCGACGAGGAAGACCGUGCCGAAGAUCUCAAGCCGCAGUUUGCCAAGUCCAAGGGCGCUCGCCUGGACACUUCCAAGGCCGGAGAACAUGGCGCCAACGGCCAGCAGCAACAGAAUCAACAGGAGGACGAGGAUGACUUGAGCGAGGGCGAAAUUGAGGAUUCUGAGUUUGGCGACGAUCCCGAGGGCGAGUGGACCUUGCGCAAGUGCUCGGCCGCAGCGCUCGAUGUCUUUUCAAACGUGUACCAUGACCAGAUCUUCACCAUCAUCCUGCCUUACCUCAAGGAGACCCUUCGACAUGAGCAAUGGCCCAAUCGAGAGGCGGCUGUUCUCACUCUGGGUGCUGUUGCGGAUGGCUGCAUGGACGCCGUGACUCCUCAUCUCCCCGAACUUGUCCCCUACCUUAUCUCUCUGCUUAACGAUGCGCAACCGGUCGUGCGACAGAUCACUUGCUGGUGCCUGGGUCGUUACUCAGAAUGGGCAUCGCACCUGCAAGAUCCGGCUGAGAAGCAGCAGUACUUCGAGCCCAUGAUGGAAGGCAUCCUGACUCGCAUGCUCGAUAAUAAUAAGAAGGUGCAAGAAGCUGCCGCAUCGGCAUUUGCUAGCUUGGAGGAGAAGUCGGACGACAAUCUGAUCCCUUACUGCGAGCCUAUUCUCCGCCAGUUUGUCCAGUGCUUCGGCAAGUACAAGGACCGCAACAUGUACAUCCUUUACGACUGUAUUCAGACCCUGGCCGAAUGCGUCAUGACUGAGUUGGCCAAGCCACAGCUCGUGGAUAUCCUCAUGCCCGCAAUGAUUGAGCGAUACAACCGUGUCACUGAUCAGUCGCAAGAGUUGUUCCCACUUCUUGAGUGUCUCGGGUACAUUGCGGCCGCGUAUGGCGAUGCCUUUGCGCCGUUCGCUCCUCAUCUCUUCCAGCGAUGUACCAAAAUCAUCUACCAGAACCUGGAAGAGUUUGUCGCCUCGCAAAGUAACCAGGCCAUCGACGAGCCGGACAAGGACUUCCUCGUGACCAGUCUUGACCUGCUGAGCGCGAUCAUCCAAGCGAUUGAUCCUCAAAAGAGCGGCGAGCUUGUUGCCAACUCACAACCUCGCUUUUUCGAUCUGCUUGUCUUCUGUAUGCAGGACCCCAACUACGAGGUGCGCCAGUCCACCUAUGCUUUGCUCGGCGACUGUGCGAUCAGCAUCUUCCCCCACCUCGAGCCCUUCGUUCCCACGAUUAUGCCAGUGCUCAUCAAGCAGCUUGACCUUGAUCUGAUCCGGGAUGACGAUCGCACGACUGGUUUCAGCGUGCUUAACAAUGCCUGUUGGUCUUGUGGCGAGAUUGCAGUCAACGAGAAGGCUGCCCUUAGUCCCUAUGCCGACAAGCUCUACCAGGACCUUCUGACUAUCAUGAACAACGAGGAAAUCAUCGACUCUGUCAAUGAGAAUGCCGCCAUGGCCCUCGGGCGACUGGGCUUCUGCUGUUCUGACGCGCUCGCACCGCAUCUGCAGGAGUUCGCCAGCCCGUUCUUGAAGUCCAUGAGCAAGAUCGAUUUCACGCGCGAGAAGGCUUCUGCUUUCCUCGGGUUCAACAACAUGGUCAUGAAGAAUCCCCAGGCCAUGGAAGCCUGUCUGGGAGACUACUUCCAGGCGAUUGCAUCGUUCCCGGCCAAGUCACUCUCCCAGGAAGAGUACCGAGAUAUUCAAGGUUCAUUCCAACAGGUCCUGCAAGGCUACAAAAAUAUGAUACCCAACUUUGACUCGUUCCUUAUGCAGCUGCCCGGCCCUGUGGCUCAGAAGUUGCGCUCAGUCUAUCAGAUCUGA
Molecule: messenger RNA, 2829 nt
Organism: Penicillium oxalicum
Lineage: Eukaryota; Fungi; Ascomycota; Eurotiomycetes; Eurotiales; Aspergillaceae
Product: putative importin beta-2 subunit
Exons: 3
Coding region: 1-2829 (942 amino acids)
Biological process (GO): protein import into nucleus
Cellular component (GO): nucleus; cytoplasm
Molecular function (GO): nuclear import signal receptor activity; protein binding
Source: RefSeq, a predicted model, not a curated record